Guyanagaster necrorhizus is the source of this 716-nucleotide messenger RNA. RefSeq lists its product as uncharacterized. The record is from RefSeq and is a predicted model, not a curated record. Bases 1 to 513 code for a protein of 170 amino acids. The transcript has 7 exons. Lineage: Eukaryota; Fungi; Basidiomycota; Agaricomycetes; Agaricales; Physalacriaceae.
AUGGACUCUUCAGGAACGACACGGUUUCCCUCUAUGGUCUUUCAGAGUCACGAAUCGAUGUUGCGGCUAAUGAAGUCUCCAUUGGACCUCUGCGGAGAAGUGGUCACUGCACAAUCAUAUCUGAUGUACCCGUGUGCUGUCAUCCUCAUGCCGUCGUCCACGGAUAUACUUAGGUUCUGGAUAACCUCACUCAGCGUAGCGGCAGGUGCAAUCACUGCACAUUUCCUUCCACAGCUGGCCGUGAUCCCCACCUCCGGUCGUUUCAUAUCGAGCCUCAUGAAGACGAAAUGCAUCCAUAUUUUCUCAGUCCCAUCCUUCCUUCGAACCACUAAAUUCUUCAAUAUCAAUGGGCACACGAUUCCUCUGCUAUUCAGGCUCUUAAGAACGGAGGUCAGAGGUGUUUCAGUCACCUUUGCGAAAUCUGCGCCACCAGAAGGCUGGGAGUGGAUGAGAGUUGGUAUCUCAUCCAUCUUUCGCUGCAUCACUUGGUUGGUCUACAUGAUGGGUUGCUAGGAAUCUUGAUGUCGUGUUCGUGCGCACUGAGGAAGGAGGUAUAUAUCGAUUUGUCCAUCGUACUGUGACGUUCCUUCAUUUGCCACAACCGUCGCUUAUAACCUCUGGUCACGUCGUGGAUGUAUUAUACCGAGGGUAUUCAGGUCAUUCUGUAUUAUAUUCCAUAGGUCACUAGCGACAGUCGACCGGGAUGUAAUAAUGCG